Panthera uncia (snow leopard) is the source of this 2477-nucleotide messenger RNA. RefSeq names its product maestro heat like repeat family member 6 (gene MROH6). NCBI's taxonomy places the organism in Eukaryota, Metazoa, Chordata, Mammalia, Carnivora, Felidae. The record is from RefSeq and is a predicted model, not a curated record. Gene Ontology annotation, cellular component: cytoplasm.
AUGGCAGUCACCAGCAAGGGCACCUGGGAGGCGGCCUCUGCUCCACCCCGAGGUUGCCUGAGCCGGGAGGUGAUCCGCAUGCCAGGGCUCUUAUCCGUUCCCCAAGGCCCUGGUGGGCUGAGCCAGAUCCCAGACGCUCAGGUAUCAGGCUGGCUACUUGCUGCCAGCAGCAAGGGCAGGAGGGCCCUUCACAAGCCCCUGCUGUGUGCCACACCCGGGGACGCCUCGGCGCGGCUCCCCAACCCCCCACACGCACAGAGCAUGAGCUCACAGCCAUGGCUUGGGGGGGUAUGGGGCAGGGCUCGGGGGGGCCCUGUGGGGGCCCUAACCCUGACAGCUCUGGCUGAAGAGAUCCGGGCCAACCAGGGGCAGCCCCUAGGACCCUCUUCCAUUGACCCUCAGCCUGAUCCUGAACUUGAACCUGAGGCAGAGCCUACGGGUGUCACUGCCAUCCCCACAGCCCGCCCUGUGCCCUGCUCUCUGCCCAGGGUGCAAGAGCCAGCCCCCAAGGGGCUCUAUCAGGACCCCCCAAAUUCCUGGGAGGAGGGGGCCCUGGCUGACCUGGCAUUGUAUGCGGCUGCCUGCCUGGAAGAGGCUGGCUUUGCGGGGACCCAGGCAACAGCCCUCACACUGUCCUCAGCCCUGGAGGCCCGGGGGGAGCGUCUGGAGGAGCAGGUGUAUGCCCUGGUGCGCGGGCUGCUGGCACAGGUGCCCAGCCUGGCCGAGGGGAGGCCCCGGCAGGCGGCCCUCCGGGUACUGAGUGCGCUGGCCCUGGAGCAUGCUCGGGAGGUGGUGUGUGCGCUGUUGCCCAGCUCGCUGCCCCCGGACCGGGUGGCUGCUGAGCUGUGGCGCAGCCUGAGCCGAAACCAGCGCGUGAAUGGGCAGGUGCUGGUACAGCUGCUGUGGGCACUGAAGGGCGGAGCCGGGCCCGAGCCGGACGCACUGGCGGCCACUCGUGCCCUUGGGGAGAUGCUGGCUGUGUCCGGCUGCGUAGGCGCCACUCGGGGCUUCUACCCACACCUCCUGCUCGUGCUGGUCACCCAGCUGCACCAGCUGGCGCGGCGCGCGUCCUCCCCUGUCACCCCCAAAGCUUGGACCCCAUCGGACAGAGGGCCGCCACACAGCCACGCCAGCUGCGCUGUGGAGGCCCUGAAGGCCUUGCUCACCGGGGACGGCGGCCGCAUGGUGGUCACGUGCAUGGAACAGGCUGGAGGCUGGAGGAGGCUGGUGGGAGCCCACACCCACCUCGAAGGCGUCCUGCUGCUGGCCAGUGCCAUGGUGGCCCACGCGGACCACCACCUGCGAGGCCUGUUCGGGAACUUGUUGCCCCGGCUGCGCAGCGCCGACGACACGCGGCGCCUCACGGCUAUGGCCUUCUUCACCGGGCUGCUGCAGAGUCGGCCCACGGCAGGGCUUCUGCGGGAAGAGGUCAUCCUGGAGCGGCUCCGCGCCUGGCAGGGCGACCCCGAGCCCACCGUGCGCUGGCUGGGCCUGCUCGGCCUAGGCCACCUGGCGCUGAGCCGCGGGAAGGUGAAGGGCGGGGCCCGGCUGCUGCCCGCGCUACUGGGCGCGCUGGGCGAGGGCGACGCGCGGCUCGUGGACGCCGCGCUGGGCGCGCUGCGGCGGCUCCUGCUGCGGCCUCGGGCGCCCGUGCGGCUGCUGAGCGCCGAGCUGGGGCCGCGCCUCCCGCCGCUGCUGGACGACGCCCGGGACUCGGUCCGCGCCUCGGCUGUUGGACUUCUCGGGACGCUGGUGCGCCGGGGCCGGGGCGGGCUCCAGGUGGGGCUCCGCGGCCCCCUGCGGAAGCUGGUGCUGCAGAGCCUCGUGCCGCUGCUCUUGCGCCUGCAAGAUCCCAGCAGGGACGCCGCUGAGAGUUCAGAGUGGACCCUGGCCCGCUGUGAUCACGCCCUCCGUUGGGGCCUGCUGGAGGAGAUGGUCACCGUGGCCCACUACGACAGCCCUGAGGCCCUAAGCCGCAUCUGCCACUGCCUGGUUCAGCAGUACCCGAGUCACAUACCCAGCUUCCUGAGCCAGACCCAGGGCUACCUGCGGAGCCCGCAGGACCCCUUGCGCUGGGCAGCUGCUGUGCUCCUAGGCUUCCUCGUCCAUCACACAAGCCCCAGCCGGGUCAACCAGGACCUGCUGGACUCCCUGUUCCAGGACCUGGGGCAGCUGCAGAAUGAUCCAGAGCCAGCCGUCGUCGCCGCGGCUCAAGUGUCCGCCCAACAGGUGGCGCUGCUGGCCCGCGCACAGCCGGGGCCCCGCCUCCCGCGUCUCCUCCGCCUGGGCCUCUGGCGCCGCGCGGGUCCCCACCGACCCCCACCAGUCUACGCGAGCAGUCCAUUCCAGCCCCGGAGCGUCGUGGGGCGCUGGGGCUGCUUGGGAUCCGGCUGUGCCUGACCCCAAGCCAGCCCGCAGGGUACCUGGGUCUGAGGCAGGCACCGCACUGCUCUGUGGUUCAUCCUGGGUGGGGGGUG